This is a messenger RNA of Cyprinus carpio (common carp), 6768 nucleotides long. Its product is annotated as meiosis regulator and mRNA stability factor 1-like. Gene Ontology annotation, cellular component: peroxisome; cytoplasm. Lineage: Eukaryota; Metazoa; Chordata; Actinopteri; Cypriniformes; Cyprinidae. Gene Ontology annotation, biological process: post-transcriptional gene silencing. Gene Ontology annotation, molecular function: mRNA base-pairing post-transcriptional repressor activity; CCR4-NOT complex binding; RNA nuclease activity. The record is from RefSeq and is a predicted model, not a curated record. The coding region runs from base 322 to 5073 and encodes 1583 amino acids. The transcript has 25 exons.
UAGAAAAAAAAGCGCUGCAAACCACUUCCGCUCUGGUGUAAACAAUGAUAAUUUUACGACAUCCGCGUUGGUUUACGGCACCGAUCAGUCGGAAGUGUUGUAACCAGGGAGACACUGCGCCCGGCGCGAGAAGGAAACCGUAAACAGCGACUGACAGGCAGCGCGCGGAACAAAAACAAACCCUGGAGAAAACAGCAGCGUGUGAAGAAUCCGCUCUUGAGAGUCUCAUGUGAGCGUCAUUAGCUUUGAUUCGACUGAUUGGCGGCGCGUCUCGUGUGUUUGCUGGUGUUUCUCUGGUCUGGAGUCAGACAGAGCGACUCCAUGGAGGUCCGUAAGCCGGUCCUGGAGCUGAAGGACGUUCCUCCUCCGCCCCCCCACAGCCUCGGAGCGGCCAGCCUCAGUGUAAGCGUGUGUCCCCGCUGCGAGGCCAGCAUCCACCUGCAGCAGAGUUGUAGUGAAGCCGGUGGAGGUUUUCCUCUGUGUGUCUCUCAGACAAACACCCCUGCACACCCCCCGUCUGUGGCUCAGAGUGGCCCCGGAGGGCCCUGCUGCGCUGGGCUGAGGCAGCGGCACACCUGUGCUCUGUGUAAGCCGGCCCCGUCGGGCGUCUGUCACUGCCACAGAGCGCAGCAGCACCCUUUCUCUCACGGUGACCCGUCCUCACCCUCUCACCUCUGCUCUAGCGCGCUGCACCUGAGUGUCGGGCGUGCGCCGCCGUGCGUGAAGGGCGUUCACUGUUUGCAGGACUGCUGGAGAAAGGUUGGUCGUCUUGUGUUUUUGGGAGCACAUCCUUCGUUCCUCAGUAAAGCACAGCAGAGGGCGAGGCAGAAACGUGGUAAACCCGCUGCAGGGCUCUCGUGUGGAUUCUCAGUGAAAUCUAACAUCAGUCUCUUCUGCUUUCAGAGUUUACAUGUGGACUCGGGGAAGGUCUGGCCGAACAUUCCCCCUCCCGUCCCUGUGUGCAACGGCUGCGGUGUGACGGGCGCAUCGCCCGAGGGUCUGCUGGGGGUCCAUCUCAGCAAAACCACACAGAAAUACGGUGCUCCGGAGACUGCCGGGCAGGAGGCGCUGCCGCCCAUCGGGGUGUUCUGGGACAUCGAGAACUGUGCGGUUCCCAGCGGCCGCUCGGCGGCGACCGUGGUGCAGAGGCUCCGAGAGCGCUUCUUCCAGGGACACCGCGAGGCCGAGUUCAUCUGCGUCUGCGACAUCAACAAAGAGAACAAGGCCGUCAUCCAGGAGCUCAACAACUGCCAGGUGACCGUCGCACACAUUAAUGCCACCGCCAAAAAUGCAGCAGAUGACAAACUGCGUCAGAGCCUCCGGCGAUUCGCAGAGACGCACGCCGCUCCCGCCACAGUCAUCGUUGUUUCAUCGGACGUGAACUUCGCCAGUGAGCUGAGUGACCUGCGGCAUCGCCACGGCUUCCAGGUGAUUCUGGUCCACAAGAGCCAGGCCUCGUCUGCCCUGCUGCAGCAUGCGCACCUGCGUGCCGCUUUCGAGGAGUUCGUCUCGGACCUUCCGCCCGGGAUGGUCGUCAAAUCUCAGCCCAGUUUCAGUCUUCUGUUUGUGCACCACCUCCCCACGCACCGCGACGCCAAAGCGGUGGCCAACCGGCUGCAGCGCCUCUCCAAUAACUGUGGAGGGAAGGUGUUGGGCGUGUCGGGCAGCUGCGCCGUGCUCCGGUUCGCCAGCACUGAUGCGGCCGAGCGUGCCCGUAAGCGCAUGGAGAACGAAGACGUCCUGGGCCACCGAAUCGUGCUGUCCUUCUCUCCCGACGGCCCGGAGGAGGAAGAGGAGCGCCGGCCUCCUGCCGCCUCCUCCUCUUCGGUCUUCCUGCCCGUGGAGAAGCCGCGCUCGCCCCGUCGCCUGCGGCGGGUGUCUCGCUCAUGCCAGGGCGGAAGCCACGCCCCCGAGCGACCGUAUAGCCCCAGGAGAGCAGGCCACGCCUCCUCGUGCAGCCCUGUGAUGAAAUCCCUCCCCCAGGCUGUGAGUGCUGUGACCCGACCUGCGACUGCCUCUCCCCAGAAUCUCACCGUCCUGCCUGCAGCCGUCAAACCGGCAGAGACGCCGCAGCGCAGCCGCAGGCGCGACUCUCCUGGCCAGACGUUUCAGGUCAGCACUCCUUCAGCGUUCAGUAAACUAAGUUUGCAGCGGAACUUCAGUCCUAUGAUGCUCUCACAGAGCUCAUGGUCAUCACGGGGCUCGUCGCCCUGCCUGUCGAACCGCUCGUCUCCGCUGAGCACUCUGUCCCCCAGCAUCUGCACAGACGGCCCGGCCGAGCCCUUCUCUGACGGAGUGGACGUUCAGGUCACUAAUCUGGACUACAGGAUGUCACGCAAGGACCUGCAGCAAAUACUGCGAGACGUGUUUGCUAAACACGGCAGAGUGAAGAGUGUGGAUCUGAGUCCUCACACUGACUAUCAGCUGAAGGCGCGGGUGCACAUGAGUUCGCUCCAGCAGGCCAUCGGCGCCGUCAGUCUGCUGCAUCGCUAUAAAAUCGGCAGCAAGAGGAUUCACGUGUCUCUCGUCACCGGAGCCAGUAACAAAUCUCUCACCUGCCUCAGCUCCGAGAUCAUCAGCAUCCUGCAGGACGCUCCGGCCAACUGCCUGCCUCUCUACAAGUUCACAGAGACGUACGAGAGGAAGUUCGGUCAUAAGCUGGUGGUCAGUGACCUGUACCGGCUGCCGGAGGUGGUGUGUGUGCGUGAACAGGGCGGCGGGCGGCUCGUGUGUCUGCUGUCCAGCACUCAGGCCCGGCAGAGCCCGCUAGGAUCCGCACACUCUCACAACAGCUCCAACACCGCCAGUCCGGUUCUGUUCGAGGAGCUGGAGUACCACGAGCCCGUCUGCAGACGACACUGCACUCAGCAGGACUUCAGUGAAUCUGAUUUUGAUCCGGAUUCUUACGUGAUUCCGUUUGUUCUGGUGUCUCUGAAAGUUCUGGCUGCUCAUGUCCACGGUUUACUGCAGAGUCACGAGGGAACGGUACCACUGCUCAGUUUCCCAGAAUGCUAUGCAGCAGAGUUCAGUCCUUUAGCCGUAGCAGAGGAGGGGGAGCUGGAGGGAAGUGUCCCGUUAGAGCACCUCAUCACCUGCAUCCCUGGAGUCACUAUCGUAACGGCCCAGAAUGGCUUCAAGAUCAUCAAGUGGAUUCACAACAAACCCCCGCCACCCAACGCAGAUCCGUGGCUGCAGCGCAGUAAGAGUCCGGUCGGGAACCCACAGCUGAUCCAGUUCAGCCGAGAGAUGAUUGAUCUGAUGAAGAACCAGCCGUCCUGUUUGGUGCCCAUCACAAAGUUCAUCCCAGCGUAUCACCACCAUUUUGCCAAGCAGUGCCGUGUGUCUGAUUACGGAUACUCCAAACUGCUGGAGCUGCUGGAGGCCGUUCCUCACGUGCUGCAGAUCCUGGGUUUAGGCUCCAAGCGUUUGUUGACGUUGACCCAUCGCGCUCAGAUCAAACGCUUCACUCAAGACCUGCUGAAGCUGCUGAAGUUUCAGGCCAGUAAACAGGUGUUGAUCGGGGACUUCUCGCAGGCGUAUCACUGGUGUUUCUCCAGGAACUGGCAGGUGGUGGAUUAUGGGAUGUGUGAUCUGAUGGACCUGUUGGCCGAGAUUCCGGACACAACGAUCACGGUCUCUCAGCAGGAUGGUGACACGCUCAUCUCUGUUCCCAAAAGAGAGCGGACGGCGGAGGAGCUGGAGCGCACACGGCAGUUUGGCAAGGAGGUGGUAGAUCUUCUGAGACAUCAGCCUUACUUCCGGAUGCCCUUCAGCAAAUUCAUCCCCACGUAUCACCACCACUUCGGACGCCAGUGCAAGCUCUCCUACUACGGCUUCACCAAACUCAUGGAGCUUUUCGAGGCCAUUCCAGACAUUCUUCUGGUGCUGGAGUGUGGAGAGGAGCGGCUGCUGGCGCUGACGGAGGUGGAGCGCGUCAAAGCGUUAGUGGCUCAGCUGGUGAAGCUGCUUCGGGCCCAGAGAGACUCAGCACUUCCUGUCAGUCAGUUGCUGAGUGAAUACAGCAAGACGUUUGGCUACAGUCUCCGCCUGCAGGACUAUGACGCCGCCACGCUGCCUGCCCUGCUCAACAAACUCUGCCACGUGGUGAAGGUGGUAGACACUCCUGAAGGGAAAGAGGUACAGCUGAUUAACAGGAAGUCCCUGCGUGCCUUGACGUCUCAGCUGCUGGCGCUGAUGAUGUCACUUCCUGAGGAUCGUGAUCAUCUCGGAGUGGAGGAGCUGAGGAAGCAGUACGAGCUCAGCUACGGUGCGCCGCUCAACCCCUGCGAGUACGGCUUCAUCUCUCUGAGCGAGCUGCUGAAGAGUCUGCCUUACCUGCUGCAGCUCUCUGAAGGUGAGCAGGACGACGGUGACACCGAGGACCGCGUGAGGCUGACCAGACUCUACCAGUUUGCCCGCAGCAUCCGUGCGCUGCUGCACACGUAUCAUUAUAACCAGAUCUUCCUGUCUGAGUUCUGCGGCGCCUUCAGCAAAUACACCGGCCGAGGGUUUCAGCCGCAGACAUAUGGCUUUAAGACGCUGGAGGAGCUGCUGGCCGCCAUACCGCAGGUUGUCUGGAUUAAAGGUCACGGUCACAAAAAGAUCAUCGUCCUGAAGAACGACAUGAGAGCUCGUGGCAGUCCUGCGGUCACUGCAGACGAGCUGCGUCCUGAUGAAGAGCCCCGGUCAGCCGACAGCCCCGCCAGCGGCGAGAUGGAGCUGCUGUGUCUGGGUUCUCCUGUGGAUCUGCUGUGUGCUCCGGUCCCGUCCUGCCUCCCAUCUCCUCAGCUUCGGCCCGACCCGGUGCAGCUGCAGCCCAGGGAUCUGAUCCGCUUCGAGCCGCAUCCGCACGCUCCGUCUGAACAAGAGCCGGUUCACGAUCAGCAGCCUCAGUCUGCCAACGGUCCCCUCAUGGCUUCGGCUUCUGAAAACGGCCCAGAUCAUGGAGUGAGCAACACUGCGGAGCCCUUGGGCAUGAAAACGUGUGUCACAGACAGCCCCGGCCGGCGAACGGCACGCAACAAGGUUAAACUUGCGGCUAAUUUCUCCUUCACACCCGCCCUGUCAGUCUAAAGCUGAGCACGUCACGUGAGGAGGAAUAUUUGUGAACUGUGACACGUGUUAUUCUGUGUGGCUAGCAGACGUUCUGCGUUCAAAGUUUGAUUUGUCUGAACUGCAGCAGACCUCGUGUUCUUCAUUCGAGUUUGUCUCUAACCAAGCCACCGCUCCUCUACGUGGGAUGUUGUUUUCUUUACUGCAGUUGCUCGUUAUCAGUUGUUAGGUUGAGACCUGAAUCGUGCAGACCGCUGCUGAUUGCUGGACGUCACUCUGAGCUGCUGUGAAUCGUCCAAACCUUCAUUACGGUGAAUCUAUCCUCCUGCUGAGAUGUGCUGUCAUACCUUUGUUUGAGAUGUUAUUUGUGUUGUUUGAAGCACAUGGGCUCCGUCUGAUGAAAUGGAAGAAUGAGUUUGCUGGAAGGUGGAAUACACUUUAUUCUUUUUCGAUCUGAGAUCUCAAACACUCACAGAUGCUUUUGUGUUAAGUCUCUUUCAGAGCCAGAGCCUGUUAUCAAAGGGCUUUCCUCCCUUUUAACUGAUUGAUUAGUCGAAGCUGCCCUUCUCGAAUCGCUUAAGUUCAUAUUGUGAAUGAAGUCUGUGUUUAUUGAAACUCUUACGGAAGUGUUUAGUUUAAGAUCGUCUCAGCUGCUUAUCGGAGGAGAUUCACACUCGUCUUACAGUUUCACUGGCGUCCAGAUGAAUUAUGGGAGUCUGUGUGAAGAAGUUCAGCGGGCCGAAGAGAAACACCCUAAUAUUCUGCAGGCCGAGGCAGUUUGUCGUUUUAUGGAUGUUUUGUUUUUGGUCCGGAAGUUGCUUUGAUAGUUCUAUGCAGAUGGUGCAUAAACCCUUGUUUGAAAGCGGUCCUUUAUGAGUAGCUGCAGGCUUUUACUGUGUUUCUUCUUUUAUGCAUUUUGGCAAAAUCGUGCUAAUUAGAUGAUGUUAAUCAGUGUAACUGUUCCUCUGGAAAUGCCAAGGUUGUUUACUUGAACCUUGAGUUCGUGUGUUCAGUUGCGGUUUGCUCUCCGCGGCGGCUCUCUGAUGGCUUUUACAAUGGUUUGUAUCAGCCGUGAGACGCCGGUGCGGGACUCCGCUUCUGCUAACGGCUUUGGGUCACAGUGGGUUGAUUUGUGUGCAUGUGAUCUGUUUAGCGUAUGUUUCAGCUUGCAGCAACACGAGGAGCUCAGAGAGUCCUGUGUACCGCGGCUGUUGAACGCAUUUGUUUGUUUCUUUUAAGGGUGGCUCUCUUUGGCCAAUGUUUUUGGAAGCCUUCAAAAUGCUACCAGCAGAAACUCUUGAGCUGAUGUACGUGUGUCUCAGUGAUUUUAUGCAUGUUUGCAUAACGUUUGCCUCAUGCUGUUUAUGGAUAUAUUUGAUUUAGGCAGAGCAUUUAUUGCCCAGCAGAAAUGUGACGUAAUGUACGUGUGUGUGUCUCAUCUUUAGCGUCUCUGUUCGUCGAGUGCAGUUUUAGUGUGUGUGUGUGUGUGUUCACUCUCACUUCUGUCAGACGACCACAAUGAACCCAGAAGCCUCUCAGAUUGUGACGUUCGCUGAACUUAAUGAGCUUCAUGUGAAAUAACGUGGACGUUCAGCCUCAAGACACUGGAGGUCUUGUAUGAUUUUAGUCUCCACCAGAAAGUCCAGUUAGGAGUUUUUUUUUAUUUCUAUGUAAUGACCAAAUUUCUGUCAUGUAUAAUAAAUAUCACAAGCAUCA